This is a messenger RNA of Cladophialophora yegresii CBS 114405, 4662 nucleotides long. RefSeq lists its product as uncharacterized. Lineage: Eukaryota; Fungi; Ascomycota; Eurotiomycetes; Chaetothyriales; Herpotrichiellaceae. Gene Ontology annotation, molecular function: histone H3K36 demethylase activity; histone H3K9 demethylase activity. The record is from RefSeq and is a predicted model, not a curated record. Gene Ontology annotation, cellular component: nucleus. The coding region runs from base 1 to 4662 and encodes 1553 amino acids. The transcript is spliced from 3 exons. Gene Ontology annotation, biological process: chromatin remodeling.
AUGGCUGCCGUCACCAUGCCCCCUCCACCCUCCCUCCCCGACCUCGAUGCGCCUGGUGCCGCUACGCUGGAGAGACAUGAAGCCAUGUCUCAAUCCCUUCCUGCGCCUCAAGUCCACACUCCUCCCACUACUGACGAGGGGAGUCACAAAGACGAUGACGCAGCCUCGAGUUCCUCCCUCUCCGAUCUCGGCGACGAUAUUGAAGAUGAGGAGAACAGGAUGAGAUUUGAAGAGGCCGCACGCGCAGGCGCCGAAGCCGAACAAUAUUCCGAGGUCAAGCCAGAUCGCUACGAGAAUGGCGUGCCUAUCUUCACCCCAACAAUGGAACAAUUCAGGGACUUUCAGAAAUACGUCAAGGGCGUAGACCCCUACGGCAUGCAGUCAGGUAUUGUCUUGAUUGAUCCUCCCGAGGAAUGGAAACGCGCCCGUAAGGCUCUGGACGAAAUGGUCAAGACCAUCAAGAUUAAAAACCCCAUUACCCAAGAAUUCCACGGCGCCCAGGGCAUCUACACCCAACGGAACAUGGAGAAGAUGCGCUCCUACAAUCUACCGCAGUGGAAGGCGCUGUGCGAGCAGACCGAGAACCAACCACCGGCCAAGCGGGGAGAGAAACGUCUGAAUGCCGACAAGUUGCUUGGCCGAGGAAGCGCCCGGAACAAAAAGAAGGAGGCUUCGGCCACUCCUGAGGCUUCGCAAAGAAGAGGAAGUCGAGUAUCGACGGUCUCGGUCAAGGAAGAACCGGCCGACCAGGACUCAACUCUCCUUGCGCCCCCGACGCCGACCAGCCCAGAAGUAAAGCCAGCCGCUCUUGAUAACGAAGACAAGGCUAAUGAGGCCACUCCGCAUGCCGCUGCCACCCCCACACCAGCUAAGGGACCCAGAGGACGUCCACCUGGAUCUGGCAAAUCAAGAGGCCGACCGCCCAAAAAUCCUGCUGCGAAGAAAGAAGCUUCCGGAAAUGCCAAAGGCUCCGAGACGACCGUUGCGGCUCGACGACUACGAAAUGCCCAGGCAGCCAACGACGAGUUUGAUGAGGAGGCUUUCCAAGACUUUGACUAUCGGGUCUACGAUAACGACCAAUGGACAGCCGAGCGCUGCGAUGAGCUUGAAGACAAGUAUUGGAAAAGCUUGAACUUCAGCAACCCCAUGUACGCAGCCGACAUGCCAGGCUCGCUGUUCGACAAGGACACCAAGGAGUGGAAUGUGGCCAAGUUGCCCAACCUACUUGAUCUACUUGGAGCCCCUAUUCCUGGUGUCAACACAGCAUAUCUUUACCUUGGGAUGUGGCGCGCUACCUUUGCCUGGCACUUGGAGGACGUGGAUCUCUACAGCAUCAACUACAUUCACUUUGGCGCCCCAAAGCAGUGGUACAGCAUCUCUCAGAAGGACGCUCCGAAAUUCGAGGCGGCCAUGAAAUCCAUCUGGUCAUCGGAUGCCAAAGCUUGUGACCAGUUCUUACGGCACAAGACCUACCUUGUCUCGCCAUCAAUACUGAAGUCCAAGUUCGGGGUCACCGUGAAUAAAGUCGUCCACCGAGAGGGCCAGUUUGUCAUCACCUUCCCGAUCGGCUAUCACUCUGGGUACAAUCUGGGCUACAACUGUGCCGAGUCGGUCAAUUUUGCCAUCGAGAAUUGGUUGCAGUAUGGCAAGACCGCCCGCAAAUGCCAGUGCGAGGCCGACAGUGUCUUUAUCGACGUCGAUUGGUUUGUACGCAAGAUGAACGGCGAACCCUCACCCGAGUUUGAGGAAGUCGAGGUCACCGAUGAUGAAGAGGACGACGAGCCGACGGACUUGCCAACACCUCCGAGUGACAAAAUCAAGAUCAAGAUAGGCAUGAAGAGGAAACGGGGACAGAAAGAACUCGGACCGAACAAGAAGUUGAAGAAGAUUAAGAUCCGGAAGAUCAGCAAGAACCAGCCCUGUUGUCUCUGUCCGAACGACUUCUCCUGGGAAGAGCUUCUGCCGACGUCGCACGGUCAGCGGGCACACAGGACUUGUGCCAUGUAUACACCGGAGACCUACAUUGCCACCAAGGACGGGAAAGAGAUGGUGUACAACGUCGAAAACAUCAGCAAAGACCGUCUGGAGCUCAAAUGCCACGAGUGUCGCCAAAAGAAAGGCUCAUGCUUCCAAUGUUCUUCUGCCAAAUGCACCAAAGCUUACCACGCAACCUGUGCUAUGCAAGCGGGCGUUCAAGUCGACAAAGGGCCCAUCGCUGUGUGGCACGAAGGUGUCGAGUACCGCGAUAUUGGCUUCGACUGGAGAUGCCGUCUUCACCGUACGGUCAAACGAACGAGGAUCACCAGUGAAAUGUCUGCUUGCAACCACGCCAACAGCUGUUGGAAGAAUGCCGAGUUCCGACACUUCCUGUUCAAUCUCAAGGAAGGCGAGCUUAUUCAAUUCCAGGCGACCAAUUCUGACGAUAUUGAGGCCGGUCUGGUUAUUGCCAGCUACGAUCCAGGACAGGAUUCGGUCUUGGUGAAGGUCUUACCAGAUCUCAAACAAGUCAAGGAAGUGGAGCCCACAGCAAUAUUGUUUGUUGAUAGUGCCACAUCCUGUCUUCAGAGGCCAUCCGCCAAUGCCCUGGACCUGCCCGAGGAUCUUCAAGGCAAAACCGCUUCACUGCCCGAUUCGACGGAGAAGAAGCCCAGUCCGGGCGAUCUAUUCACUGAGACGCCAAGAACCGAGUGGGAAGAAUUUGUUUCUGCUGCACCACCUGCCAACAACGCUCAGAAACCCGUCAAUCUGGCGAAGGAGAAGCAACUGUGGCUCUACCUUGGAGACAAAUCAACCGAUACAAGGGCAUCCUACACGGCCGAUCCGGACAAGCCUGUUCAUGACCCUGCAUCGAACUUCCUCGACCUCGUCACGCCGCCGAAGCCGAUCAUGGCACCGCCACCUCAACCCAAGCGCCACUCUCUGUCCGCAUCUUAUCCGUUAGCGAAUGUGGCUGCAAAGAACGCUGCGUCAGCAACCGCGCGACAGUCCGUUCAGAAGCAAGGCCAGCAGAUUCCAAAGUAUCCCACUCUGCCGGGAACAUUUAGCGGGACCACCCACAAUCUUACAGGUAAUUCCCAGGCUAAGCCAAUUCAGAUGAAGCCCGCACAGUACAAGGACAUCACCACUGCUCAGGAAGCUCGUAUCAAUGAACAAGCUCGCAUCUUGCAACGACAGCAGGCCAAGGCUCAACAACUUGCCUCUGCCGAGCAUAGGCCUAAUUCGAUGGGUCAAACAGGCAUCGGCGUCGACCAGGACUCCGUUCAGCGGCAAAGACAAUUCCAGCAAAACGCAUCUCAACAUGCCAAGCACAUGAAGGAAUGGUCAAAUGAUCCGUCACUAACACCACUCAACCAGUAUGAGCCUUUUCCGAGCUUUGAUGCCCUGGACAACGGUGGACGAUACGGACCUUCGAUGAUGAACUCCAACAUGCGAACACAGCAGUACCAGUAUAGCAACGAUUGGAUGAAUCCUGCCGCGGCGAGCCGGAGUCCGAGCGUUGGCUAUCCUCCCAACACUGGACUCGACUCGGUGCUUCCUCAAUACGGGCAACCUCAGUCGCCGGCAGCUUCUCCGUUCCCUUCGUAUGUUCAGCAGUCCCACCUUCAAUUCCCGUAUCAAGGCAACGCAAAUGCAACACCACAAUCAUCCUCGGGCUCAAGCACACCAUACCAACAACCUCGACUUGAAUCCAUCCGCGCAGCCGCCAGUCAGCCGCCUCUUCCUCCUCCUUCUGCAGAGGUCGAACGUCAACGACGCAUAUCCAAUCCUGCAUAUCCAUUCAAGAGCCCGGAUCAAAUCAAGGCGCAAAAGGAAGCACAUCAAAAUUCGCCGCCAGGAAGCAGACCUGGCAGUUCGUAUAUGCUGUCCAGCCCCGCUAUGCCGCAGCAGCCGUCGUUCAGCGUGCAUCCGGGUUCAUCUUCCGCGAGUCCAGCUAUACAGCCUCUUGAUCCGCAGAAUCCGCCGCAGUUUAUCAAUCCAAAUGCCACACAAAUCAGUCCUCCCGGUUCUAGCGCUGGCCGUCGCUCUACGAGGAACAGCUUUUCCACAGUGCUGGGACUAGGCCCUAGCACGAGUGCAUCCAAUCAUAUGGGUCUCAGAAGGACACAUUCUAUGGAUAUGAUGGACCUGGAUAUGAUCCAUGAUAUGGCUCCCUUCCCAGCCGCCAACUUGAACUCGAUGCAAAUACAAAUGAGCAACUAUGUCGCCAAGCGCUCCAUCUUCGACCCUUUGAACCCGCUAAACACCCCCGGGUCGAUUGGGCAACCGACCAAGUCCGGGCAAAUCAUCCCUCAACUGAUCCCCCAAGCACACCUCGCUCCCAGCCUUCCUCCUAUGGCUACUCCCUCUCCUUUGCUUCUCCAAUCCCUCGAAAAGCGGCCGCUUGCCCCUUCAGGCCUACUGGACAACGACAAACCCAUCCCCUCACAACUCGCCGAGUGGCAAGCCCGCGGCGGGUUCUGGGGAAAAGUCGCAGCAUACUAUAUCCAGAAGCACCAGGGGAUGGCGAGUGUGUAUACCAGUCCAUUCCGGAAGAUGGACGAGAAGCAGAAUGCUUGGGACGGGAAGGAGAAGGGGUUGGCAGAGCGUUAUUUUGAGGGACUUGAUUGGGAGCUGCGGGCCAAGGUUGAUGAGAUUAGACGGCUGAUGGGACGGAGACCGUGA